This is a messenger RNA of Panonychus citri (citrus red mite), 1562 nucleotides long. Its product is annotated as E3 ubiquitin-protein ligase MARCHF5-like. Gene Ontology annotation, molecular function: zinc ion binding. The record is from RefSeq and is a predicted model, not a curated record. The coding region runs from base 462 to 1490 and encodes 342 amino acids. The transcript is spliced from 6 exons. NCBI's taxonomy places the organism in Eukaryota, Metazoa, Arthropoda, Arachnida, Trombidiformes, Tetranychidae.
UGAUGAUGUUCGGCCAAAAUUAUCUCUCUCUCAGGUUGACGGUCUUUUUUUCCUUCAACAAUUAUUGGGUGAAUUUCCUCGAUAUUGAUUGAAGAAAAUGUUUUCUUUUCAUCACCAAUCAUUCCAAGUGACAGUUAACCAUUGAUUGUUAAUUGUUCUCCAUUUUUUCACAUAUUAUAUUGUUCCAUCAUCACCAUCACCAUCAUUAAAAAAUUAACAACAAAGUAAUCAGGUUGAUGCAACAAUCAACAUCUCCUUUCAUCAUCUGCUCCUGUUAAUAAACGUAACAAGUAUCCAAAUCGGUUCACCAUUUUUUUUUAAAUUCUUGUUAACCUUUCCUAUUAAGGCCUAUCAAUCCACGUAUUGAAUUAUUGUUAUUAACUGAUUGUAAUCCAAUAAUCAUCAAGAAAUUAGUAACUUAAAUUCCCUUACAAUUAAGGGAAAUAGGUUGACACACAUCAAUGUCAACCGAAUCUUCAUCCGUUGACUCUCCUGUUGGAGGAGAUAAUCUGAUUACCUCUGAGACCAGAAUUGAGGUUAGUUCUGAGGUUUCAACACCUUCGUCAUCUACAACUCUUCAGGCUAAUUCAGAGAGAGAAAUAAAACAAUGUUGGGUUUGUUUACAGACCGAAGAUGAAAAGGGCGCUGAUACUGAUUGGGUUCGUCCUUGCCGGUGUCGAGGUUCAUCCAAAUAUGUUCAUCAAUCGUGUAUUCAAAUGUGGAUCGAUGAGAAAAAGAAGUUCAAUUCAAGUGCUAAAGUGGUUUGUCCUCAGUGUCAAACCGAAUAUAUUCUCAUAUUUCCUCCUUUCGGUGGAUUCGUUUUAAUCUUGGAGCGUUAUGAUGGAUUCUUGUUACAAGCCGCUCCAUAUGCUUUCGGUACAAUGUUACUUGGGUCCGUUUAUUGGGUGGCCUUAUCUUAUGGUGCGAUUACCGUUCUCCAGGUAAUGGGACUACAAGAUGGUAAAACUACCUUGGAACAAGCCGAUCCAUUUACUUUAUUAGCAUUUCUACCAAGUAUACCUUUGUUUCUGGUUCUUGGUCGAUUCAUUAGUUGGCAAGAUCAAGUGCUCAAAGUUUGGCGUCGACAUCAUCGUCACAUUCCGUUUAUCUCGAGAAUUUUGGGAUCACCGCCUCCUGGAACUGCUGAAAGAGCCGAAAGAAUUUUAAAUCAUCGCGAUCUUUUCUCUCACCCUCUCUAUUGGUAUCGACAAGUGAGCGGAGCUUUACUCUUGCCCACAGUUUCGUCGUUCAUUGGGAAAUAUUUAUUCCCCGGUAUAACCUCUAAUCUACAACGAACUAUGAUGGGAGGUUUCACCUUCAUUGUCGCCAAAGGAUUGCUCAAGAUUUAUUUACGACAACAACGGUACAUCCAACAAUCAAAUCGAUCAAUCCUUGAUUAUUUUGAAGGUUCACCUUCGUCAACAUCUUCUACUGGUAUUAAUCACAAUUCAACACAGACUGAAGUCAAUGAUGACCACAAUUUGUAUUGAAAAUAUAUUCUUCAUUAAAUUUUGUAAAUUUCCUGCAAUUAAAAUGAGAAUCAUUUUCUCUGCAUUGUAAAA